UACGGAGAGGUUUAAGUGUAACUCCAUGAUGGCAGCUCUGGUGAAAACACAUGUGCAGUCUCCUGGAGUCGAUGCACAUCCUGAGUGUGGGGACGACGAUGACCAGAGCGUUUCUGAAGGGGGGAGCGCCGAGGAAAGCUCAGGCGAUGAAGCAAAUGACGAAGGAGACAGUGACGGAGAUAGUGAAGGAGGGAGUGAUGGGGAGGAGGCUGAGGAGGAGGCUGUGGAGGGAGAUGCCAGUAAUGCAAAUGCUGGGUGGGCUGACGCCAUGGCCAAGAUCCUGGGAAAGAAAACCCCCGAGAGCAGAACCAGCAUCCUUGUGAAGAACAAGGAGCUGGACAAGAUGAAGGAGAAAGAGAAAAAGGAGCAGCUGGAGAGAAAGAAACAGGUAGACAAGAAGCGAGUGUGGGAGAUGAUGGCCAGAGAGAAACCUGAUGUGGUGAAGGACCGCGAAACUGAAAAGGCUCUGCAGAGAAUUGCUACCAGAGGGGUGGUGCAGCUGUUCAACGCUGUACGGAAGCACCAGAAAACCAUCGAUAUCAAGUUGAAGGAAGUUGGUGGCUCGGAGAGGAAGAAGGCCAAGUUUCUUUCAUCCGUCUCUAAGAAAGACUUCAUCGAUGUGCUGAGAAGGACGGAGGGAGGCAGCGGAGCCAGCAGCAAGACUGAAGACACCGCUGCGGCUGCAGCAGAGGACCAGUCUUCAUGGAAGGUCCUCUCUGAUGACUUCAUGAUGGGGGCCACCAUGAAAGACUGGGACAAAGAGGAGGAUGACACCGCCAAUAAGGACUGAAGGGACUUUCUGGUGCACAGAAACCCUAACCUGCAGAGAACAGCUGAACCUCAGGAAGGGUGGAAAGGUUAAAUCCGAUAGCAAGCCCCUUUGCCACUGUGAGACAAACCAUGUGGAAGCAGGAUGACAGAUGUUGGACCUGGGGAAACUUGAAGGGGCUUCUCCGUCAUACUAUUGUAUCAUUGUAAACUCUGUAAAUAGGAAUGUUUUGAAUAAACGACCAAUUGAUGAAA
This is a messenger RNA of Pseudoliparis swirei, 1023 nucleotides long. RefSeq names its product ribosomal RNA processing 15 homolog (gene rrp15). The record is from RefSeq and is a predicted model, not a curated record. Lineage: Eukaryota; Metazoa; Chordata; Actinopteri; Perciformes; Liparidae. Gene Ontology annotation, biological process: maturation of LSU-rRNA; maturation of 5.8S rRNA. The coding region runs from base 26 to 790 and encodes 254 amino acids. The transcript has 5 exons. Gene Ontology annotation, cellular component: preribosome, large subunit precursor.